Cladocopium goreaui is the source of this 1724-nucleotide messenger RNA. The record is from the annotation of a GenBank genome assembly. NCBI's taxonomy places the organism in Eukaryota, Dinophyceae, Suessiales, Symbiodiniaceae.
UGGGCUGGCAGCUGGCAAGUGAUGCCAGGGGCUUGGAGCCAUGCUGACUCUCCUCCGGAUGUGUUUGUUGACAACGACCACGGCUUUGGACUGCUGGACCAAAGACUUGACACCUGAUAGAUGUUGUCCCAUGAACGACGACACACAUUCAUGUUUCGGCGGGCCAUUCACCCAUAGAAUCUGUUGUACCUCGCCCACCCCGGUGCUAAGCGGUUGCAGCUGCACGUCUUUCUACUUGCAAGAAGCUGCUGCCUUUCUGCUGUCCAUUCGUGGCAACUACAUAAGCCCAGCAGAAGUCAACGGGUGGGAUUGGAAGUAUCAUCCAACCAACUGCGAUUCGGGAAGUUUGCGGGCAGCUUUAGCACGAGCUUCCAAAAGAACAGAUGAUGAAUGUGUGAAUUUAGAGAAGCUGCACUACCUCGUGUCGUGCGGUCUCCGGACUGGUUGGUGGUUGCAAGACAAUCUUGCCAUUGAUGAAUUCUGGAAUGAGAUCAUGACUUUGUCCAUCAAAUUGUUGUCAUCGACUUGCCACGGACUUCUCAGCCCACAAGAAGUUUUCCACAACUACAGACGAUUUCAGGGGACUUACCUCUCGAACUCUGAAUUCUGGAAAAGUAGAAGCUUUGAAUGGCAAAGAAGUGGAUCAUUGGAAACACCAACAUCUGAUCCAAGGUGCAAUGGAGUCACAUUUCGGCGCCCCACUGUCCAUUGUGCAGUAAUGGGACGAUUACCCGAAGAGAUAGCGCUGGCGCGGUCGAUCAUGCAGACCUGGGGCAGGGAUUGCGAUUCGAUUCAGAUGUACGUUGCCCAGGUUCCAAUGGGUGCAACCACCUGGCAAGAUCGUAGAUCUGGCAUCCAAGUCAUGAAUCUUGCCAGGAGAUAUCCAGUUUUGCAAAGACAUCCAGACCAAGUUGGCCAUUUCUCAGGAGAUUUGCAGUUCAUGAAAAGCAAGUUUCAGACAACAAAUCUAAUCCGAAAGACUCUUGCCAUGUGGCAUUGGGUUGGAACCCAGGGGCCUCCUUCGGAUUUUGUUUGCCGCUUGGAUCCAGACACUCUGUUUUUAGUCGAUCGUUUUCGGACAUAUCUGCAUAGGCACUGCCUCAGGAAGAAUAGCAUGGUUUAUCUCGGGCAAGUGCUUCACUAUAUGCAAAGGCAUGUGGGUGCCUUUCCAGAUGGUGGUUCCGGGAUUUGCUUGCCAUGGAAGGCAACUCAAAAGUUUGCAUCUUUGUUGGAGGAACGAGUACAUCAGUAUGCCGGAGGGGAUCAAGCUACAGGUUUGCCAGAGAGCUGCCAAAUGCUGCCAGGGCAUUUCGAUGAUGUGGUCACCGGUCUAUGCUUUCAAAUCAUGGACCUCCUCCCUCAUCAUGCCCUGCAAUCUUCGUCAGGGCAAUAUCUGUUCAAUGGUGACAUGGUACCACAGCACACCACGGGGACGUUGAACGGCAGCUUUGCCAACUGGAGUUUUUUUCGCCGCUUGCAUCACCUAUUUCAAUGUGAGACUCAUUGCGAAGAUUGCAGCUGCAGCAGUAUCAACCCAGAAUUCUGGGUGGAUGAAAAAACUGCAAUCACUUUCCAUAGAUACAAAAAUGCCACUGGAAUGCGACUAGCUUACCACCAGCUGCGUGCUUUGUGAGACCUUGGCGCCUGUGGCAGAUGCAUUUCUCAACCUCCUGCAGCGUGUCCUUGCCUGCAUGGUGAGUUGUAACAGUUGAUGAAAAAAGUGC